This is a messenger RNA of Electrophorus electricus (electric eel), 2691 nucleotides long. RefSeq names its product RIC8 guanine nucleotide exchange factor A (gene ric8a). Gene Ontology annotation, cellular component: cytoplasm; plasma membrane. Gene Ontology annotation, biological process: G protein-coupled receptor signaling pathway. The record is from RefSeq and is a predicted model, not a curated record. NCBI's taxonomy places the organism in Eukaryota, Metazoa, Chordata, Actinopteri, Gymnotiformes, Gymnotidae. Gene Ontology annotation, molecular function: guanyl-nucleotide exchange factor activity; G-protein alpha-subunit binding.
UCACCCCGAGGUUUUGAGAACGCUGUUGGGCUCUGUAUGGAUCUGUGAGUCAGAGGCUAUCAAGACAUCACCACCCGUGACUCUGCGUGUCUCUGGAGAACACAGGGGCGCAAACAAAAGCGAAAUAGCAAUGAAAAUGGAUUUAAAUGUCAUUAUAGAGAAGAUGGAGACGGGCGAGCAGGAUGCGGCACUGUCGGCGCUACAGACCUACAACAAGGAGAAGAACCUGUGCUUCUCAUUUCCCCCAGAAGAGCAGGAGGUCAGAGAGCGACUGGGUGAGCUGCUUCUGGCCUUCCUGGAGCGAGACCUCCAGCCGUCCUGCAAGCUGGCCUGCCUGGAGACCAUCCGUAUCCUGUCACGAGACAAGAGCAGACUCGAGCCCUUCUCCAGCCGCCGUGCUAUGCUGAUCCUCGCCCGUCACGCUGCAGUCGCCCACGGCGAUGGCAGCACACCUGAGAUCCCGGACCUGGACGUGAUUGUGGAGGCCCUGAAGUGUCUUUGCAACGUGGUGUUCAACAGCAGUGAGGCGCAGGAGGCCGCCGCCCAGCUGCAGCUGGUGGUGGGUGUGGCCGAGCGGCUGAAGCAGUGCCGAGAGCCACAGUGGACGCACGACGUGCGCUUCUUUGACCUGCGUUUUACAUUCCUGCUCACGGCUCUGCGUGUGGAUGUGCGUAUGCAGCUGGCAAGGGAGCUGCGUGGGGCGAGACUGCUGGCGGACGCCCUUGACGCCACCCUCGGCCUCUAUUGGCCCGACACCUACGAGGUGGCCCCCGUCGGAGGGACGGGGCUGUCUGAGUGCCCGCCUCUUGGCAGGAUGGAGACUGAGAGAGCCAUGGAGAUCCUAAAGAUCCUCUUCAACAUCACAUUCGACACUAACCGCCGCAAAGUGGAUGAGGAAGAGGCAGCCACCUAUAGACACCUGGGAGCCAUUCUGAGGUACUGCCUCAUGAGUAGAGCAGAGGGGGAAGACCGCACAGAGGAGUUCCAUAGUCACACAGUGAAUCUGCUGGGAAAUCUCCCUCUCCCAUGUCUGGACGUGCUGCUUUUACCCAAGGUGCAUCAGGCCUCCACCGAGUACAUGGGCAUCAACAUGGACGCCGUCAGUGUGCUGCUCGAGUUCAUGGAGAAGCGGCUGGACAGGGGGAACAAACUGAAGGAGACGCUUCUGCCUUCCCUCAACCUGCUGACGGAGAGUUCUCGCAUCCACAGAGAGACGAGAAAAUUUUUAAGGAUGAAAGUGCUCCCACCCCUGCGGGAUGUGAGGAACAGACCAGAGGUGGGGUGUGCUCUGAGGAACAAACUGGUGCGGCUGAUGACCCACAUUGACACAGACGUAAAGAACUGCGCUGCUGAGUUCCUCUUCGUACUGUGCAAAGAGAGUGUGUCGCGAUUCAUUAAGUACACGGGCUACGGUAACGCUGCAGGGCUGCUGGCCGCCCGGGGCCUGAUGAGGGGCGGCUGGGAGCCGGGCCACUACUCAGAGGACGAAGACAGUGACACAGAGGAAUACAGAGAGGCAAAGCCACAUAUUAACCCCGUCACCGGGCGGGUGGAGGACGAGCAGCCCAACCCCAUGGAGGGCAUGACAGAGGAGCAGAAGGAGCACGAGGCCAUGAAACUCGUCAACAUGUUCGACAAACUCUCCAGGAACCAUGUGAUCCAACCAAUGAAGCUCGGAGCAGACGGGAAGAUGACCAAGCUGGACCCCCACCACCUGCAUAGUCUGCCUCCACCGCUGUUCCACAACCCGGACCAGAAUGAGGAGGAGGAGGACGAAGAGCACUCGGACUGAAUACGCUGGAGGCCGACGGCGUCACCUCGCAGUAACGUUGUGGUGGCAGUUACAGCGACCUUCUCAAAAAUGCUCUCUGCUGGUUGAGUAACCUGAAAGAUAACAAACAGCUUGUUCACCUGUCACACCUGCAUGGGGUUCAUCUGUCACCUGUUCACACACUAAAAGGGCCUGAAUUGUGAAUGACACUACCUGAUAAGUACAGUUACACACACACACACACACACCAUGUUAUUCCCACUUUGCCUUUCUGUGUUUGGCGGUCUGUUCAGCAGUAAUAUUCUCUAUCCCAGCUCGUUACUCUGUGACAUUACUGACCUGCACAGACCUGCCCAGGGUCUGUCUGUCAUGCAGUGGAAGUCACAGAAUGCAAGAUCGAUGCACCAUGUCACUGUAGAGCAGAAUUGAAAUACAUUCAUUUCCUACAUACACACUGAUCAGUAAAAUGAGUAUGUACCUUUAGAAACAAAAACACAGUUCAAUUCUCUUUUCAUUUUAGAAUGGUGAGUUGUGGCCUGGUGUGAGGAACCAAUAUUUUUUUGUUCAUUCUGAGCUCCAACAUACUUAAUUCAAGGAAGAGAAACAUCACGUCUUCGUGUCCAGACACCAUGUGAUGUCUCAUUAAAGCCUGAAGGUUUUGUCCAGGAGGUUUUUAAUGCUCGACCGAGUAGAUCUGCACUUCUGGGAGAUUUUCCAAGUAGGAUCCAUGUUUUAACCACAACAGUGCAUUUGUUUUGUGUUCAAGAGGCAAGUUAUUCUAUAUUGUGUUAAAUGGUCUUGUGAUAUUUUGGUAAAGUUUGUGUAAAGUAUGUUUGAAAGAACACUUAAUAUAAUUUGUAUUAUGCUGUGUAUUGAAAAGUUUUAUUGUGAAGUUAAUAAAAAAAAUACAGAAAGCUGAA